This is a messenger RNA of Danio rerio (zebrafish), 1118 nucleotides long. It is a transcript of the gene marc1, whose product is annotated as mitochondrial amidoxime reducing component 1. NCBI's taxonomy places the organism in Eukaryota, Metazoa, Chordata, Actinopteri, Cypriniformes, Danionidae. Gene Ontology annotation, cellular component: mitochondrial outer membrane; membrane. The record is from RefSeq and is marked validated. Gene Ontology annotation, molecular function: pyridoxal phosphate binding; molybdenum ion binding; catalytic activity.
AUUGGUUGUAUCUUGUAAAUUGAUACUGCGCAUCAGAGUGGAGUGAAAGUUCUUCAGUUCCCACAGACAGGUAAUAUUAUCAAAAACAUGGACCUCAAAGAAGCGUUUGCGACAAUCUUUGACCAAAAUCGGAAAGUCGCACUAUACGCCGCAGGCACAACGGUUGCUGUGCUGGGACUCGGUCUUGUUUUUAAAUACAUGCGUCGGGAGGAAAAGUUAACUCGAGUGGGAGUUGUAACUAAGCUGCUGGUUCAUCCGCUGAAGUCUGGGAAAGCAGUGUCAGUGGAGGCAGCAGAAUGCCUGCGAAUGGGGCUGAAAUACGGCGAACUGCGUGAUCGUCACUGGCUGGUAAUCACCGAGGAUGGCCACAUGGUGACAGGCCGACAGCAGCCGCGUCUUGUGUUGGUGUCUUUGACCUGUGAGGGUGGACAUGUGAGCCUCAAUGGACCGCAGAUGGAGGAGCUGAAGUUUCCUCUUAACAAGGCCAGCGAUUUGGUUGUGGACUGCAGAGUCUUCAGUGUAGAUGUCCAGGGCAGGGACUGUGGCGACAAGGUCUCUGAAUGGCUCACUCGAUUUCUGGAAGCAGACAAACCUGUUCGCCUGGUGCAUUAUGAACCCGAUCUGAAGCCCCAGAGGCCUCAUGAGAAAGAGCCCCUAUUUCCUAAAGAUGAUGAGGUGGCCUACCCCGAUGCUGCUCCGGUCAUGCUCAUGACUGAGGCCUCUGUUGGAGACCUGAACAGCCGACUGGACAAGGAUCUUUCUGUCUUUCAGUUUCGGCCCAGUAUUGUUGUCAGUGACUGUGAAGCCUUCACUGAGGACACAUGGGAUCAUAUUCGUAUUGGAGAAGUGGAGUUGAAAAGAGUCAUAGGCUGUGGACGAUGCCUUUUUACCACUGUUGACCCUGAGACUGGAGUCUUCUCUCGGAAAGAACCGCUUGACACUCUCAAAACCUAUCGAAUGACUGACCCCAAGCAGAAAACCUCACCAAUACUGGGACAGUAUUACACCGUCAGGAAAACGGGUGUUCUUCAUGUCGGUGAACCAGUUUAUAAGAUCACCUAUUAAAACAGGCCAGACUGGAUGCAAUGCAGAAUAUUAAAAUCUAAUGAUUACAAGCA